GGCGGAUUUUCCUUCGGUCCCCAACAAAUCAAACCGCUUAUUUUCUCGCCGAAUAAGAAACUAACUGAUACAAUGUCGAGCCAGAGCGCAGCAGAGUCGCAGGAACCGCUGCGCCUCUCCUUCCCCGUUGGCCAGCAGGCCGAGGACCAUGGGGAACCGGAGGACUUGGAGCUCCUCCUGUCGGGAAAGCGGCUGCAGUGCCGGCAGCUAGGUGCGGCAGCGGUGGCGGAAUCCAGAAUUCUGUGGCGGCUCUCCGCCCCGGCCAUCAUAAUUAUGAUCUUUAACUUCAUGCUCAGUUUCGUGUCCCAGAUGUUCGCGGGCCACCUGGGGGAGGAUCAGCUGGCCGGGGCGGCCAUCGCAAACGUCGGCCUCCAGGGGCUCGCGUACGGCGUCAUGUUGGGCAUGGCGAGUGCAGUGCAGACGCUCUGCGGACAAGCCUAUGGACAGGGGAAGUACAGUAUGAUGGGAGUGAUAUGCCAGAAGGCGAUGAUCAUCAUGGGGCUGACCGCAGUGGCUCUUUCCUUCGUCUACUUCUACGCCUACCGCAUCCUGAAGCUCAUAGGGCAGUCGACGGACGUUGCGUUUUACGGGCAGGUCUUCACCAGGGGCCUGAUACCGCAGCUGUUCGCCUUCGCCCUGUACUGCCCUAUGCAGAGGCUUCUUCAGGCGCAGAACAUCGUGAAUCCGGUGGCCUACCUGUCCGUGGCCACCUUCUUCCUCCACCUCCUCCUCACCUGGCUGGCGGUGGACAAGCUGGGCUUCGGCCUCUUCGGCGCCGCCGCCACCCUCAGCCUGUCCUGGUGGGUGCUGGUGGUUCUCACCGGCGCCUACAUCCUGCUGAGCCCCAACUGCGCCCACACGUGGACUGGGUUCAGUGCCCAGGCGCUCAAAGGACUCUGGUCUUACUUCAAACUGACAGUCGCCUCCGCGUUCAUGCUGUGCUUGGAGAUAUGGUAUACGCAGGGGUUGGUUAUUAUCUCCGGUCUGCUUCCCGACCCCGAUGUCGAGCUCGACUCUAUCUCUAUAUGCAUGAAUUACCUCAACUGGGACAUGAUGAUCAUGCUUGGCAUCAGUGCCGCAGCAAGUGUGCGGGUGGGCAAUGAGCUGGGAGCUUGCCAUCCGAAAACAGCGAGGUUCGCGGUGGUCGUGGUGACGGCGACGUCGGUGGUGGUCAGCGUGACUCUGGCCGCCUUGGUUUUGAUCCUGAAGAAGCAGCUGAGCCUGGCCUUCACCACCACCGAAGAAGUUAUAGCUGCGGUGUCUUCACUGACGCCAUUGUUGAGCUUGUCCGUUCUGUUGAAUGGAGUGCAGCCGAUUCUAUCAGGAGUAGCAAUAGGAUGCGGGUGGCAGGCCCUGGUUGCCUACGUCAAUCUUACCACCUACUACAUCAUUGGCCUUCCCAUUGGCUUAGUCUUGGGCUUCAAAGAAGGGCUAGGCGUUACUGGAAUCUGGUGGGGAAUGAUCAUGGGAGUUGGAUUGCAAACCUUAACUUUGAUUAUACUCACCCUCAGGACUAACUGGGAAAAAGAGGUUGAGAAGGCAGUUGAACGUGUGAAACGUUCAGCUCAAGAGAGCUUGAUAGAAGAUGGGGUCAUCUGAUAGAGACGCAAACAUUCGUGUUUAUGCCCCCAUAUGGGAUUCAGGACGGCCGGAAAACGCCUUCGGAAAUGAGGAUGACAAAUGCGGAUGCUUUUUCUCCCGUGGAAAUCAAGAGAUGAUUGAGUCUUUUUUUUUUACUUGUUUAAUGGAACUUAAUCAUUCCAUAUAUAUAUAGUGACAAUGCCACAAGGAAUCAAGAGAUGUAGGAGUUUUUUUUCUAAUGAAAUAUAAACA
Messenger RNA from Nymphaea colorata (pocket water lily), 1833 nucleotides. RefSeq names its product protein DETOXIFICATION 41-like. Bases 73 to 1599 code for a protein of 508 amino acids. The record is from RefSeq and is a predicted model, not a curated record. NCBI's taxonomy places the organism in Eukaryota, Viridiplantae, Streptophyta, Magnoliopsida, Nymphaeales, Nymphaeaceae. Gene Ontology annotation, molecular function: xenobiotic transmembrane transporter activity; antiporter activity. Gene Ontology annotation, cellular component: vacuolar membrane. Gene Ontology annotation, biological process: xenobiotic detoxification by transmembrane export across the plasma membrane. The transcript is spliced from 8 exons.